Colletotrichum aenigma is the source of this 807-nucleotide messenger RNA. RefSeq names its product Oleate hydroxylase FAH12. Lineage: Eukaryota; Fungi; Ascomycota; Sordariomycetes; Glomerellales; Glomerellaceae. Bases 1 to 807 code for a protein of 268 amino acids. The transcript is spliced from 3 exons. The record is from RefSeq and is a predicted model, not a curated record. Gene Ontology annotation, molecular function: oxidoreductase activity.
AUGUUCCCUUCCGAAGAGCCGCAGAGGACCGGCCUUGACACCGCCGAAGAACUCCAUCCCACAGAGUUUCUGUCCGAUAGAGCGGAGAAACCAUUGGUGAAAGCCCACGUUGGGAUCAAGGAGCUUCGACAGGCCAUACCAGCUCAUUGCUUCAAGCCUAACCAUUUCUGGUCAUUUUUCUACCUCCUCCGCGAUCUUUCCUACGCAACACUGCUCUGUUAUCUCUAUGCAAAGAUUUCGGAAUUCGGCUGGGAAGCGCCGUACUUGUACAUCAACGCCUUUUCCACGAUAAGCGCCGUGAACGACAUCAUUGGCUUCAUUCUUCACUCCUUUCUCCUUGCCCCGUACUUCUCCUGGAAGUCGACUCAUCGCCGUCACCAUAUCUACGCUGGAAACAUGGGGAAAGAUCACAACUACGUGCCGCCUCUUCGAAAUGAGUACGCAGCUAAGCUCAGCUUGGAGCCUGGAAAGCUAGACGAGCUUGGCGAAGAUGCACCUGCCUGGCUUUUCUUCAGAAUCGUACUGCAACAAACUGUCGGCUGGGUCUGGUAUGUCCUGACCAACAUCGCGUGCGCGCCGUCUGCCGUAAUUAAACCAGGAAUGCCAUUCUGGCGACAUAGUCACCUGGAUCCUUGGGGAUCCUUGUUUAGGAGUUCCGAAGUCACCGCCGUCAUUAUUUCCGAUAUUGGAUGCUUCAGCACGCUCGUCGGGCUUUGGCUGUUGUACAAGUACACCGGAACAUUUUCAGAUGUCUUCUGGCUGUGGAUUGCACCAUGGAUGUGGGUUAAUCACUGGAUUGAUAAGUAA